Molecule: messenger RNA, 1191 nt
Organism: Brenthis ino (lesser marbled fritillary)
Lineage: Eukaryota; Metazoa; Arthropoda; Insecta; Lepidoptera; Nymphalidae
Source: the annotation of a GenBank genome assembly
AUGGAUGACUCUAAUAACGGAUUUGAAAAUAGUGAUGAAAAACUAGAUAACACUCAAAUUGAUUUUAAUCGAGAUCAAAAUAACCAAAAUGCAAAGUCUCAAGGAAAAUUUGGGCCACCGAAGAAAUUUCGAAAUAAUUAUAGGAAUGAUCGUUAUAAUAAUGCUUAUGGAAAUUAUUGUGGAGGCUAUGGAUCUCCGGGUGGGUUUGGGCCACCGGGUGGGUUUGGGCCACCGAGUGGGUUUGGACCACCAGGUGGUGGUAAUAACCGUAAUUUUAGACCCAGGGGCAACUUUUAUCCUCCAAACAACUUUGGACCCCCACCAAUGUUCCCACAGGGACCACCACCGGGAAAUUUUUCUUGGGGCCGAGGGUUUGGGCCUGGUGGACCACCUGUGAGAAGACAUCCGAUGGAUGAUAAAACAAUCAAAUAUUUAUUACGUUGCGGUGUGGCAAAGGAGCAUUUAAAGAACUUACCGCGCGAUAUGUUAGCACUCAUGGAACCUGAUUACUGCGGGCUUUGCGCUCAGAGUUUUGAUUCAUUCCCGACAUCUCGCAUACAUUACAUUUCCAAAAAUCAUCUGAAGAAUCAGAAAAAAUGGUUAAACCAACAAUCUGAGAUAGGAUUCCGUCGCAUCAAAGAGAUACCACUAAAGGCACGUGAGUUGUACUGCGAGCUCUGCGACGUGCACGUCACGUCCAAAACGCACUCUGACUCGCACUACGCAGGGAAGGCACACCGCGCAAUUGUUGAGGGGCGUAAGAACCCAAAGAAUCCAUUUUUGCUUCAACAAGGAAUGGAGGAUAGAGUUGAACAACUUAUUCGCCGUGAAAAAAAACACCUUAAGCCUUUGGAAGAGGAGUUAGCGGAAAAUCCCAAGGAAGUGAAGCCUGUACAGUCCGAGUUGUAUUGCGAUAUAUGCAAGACAUCGGUGACAUGUACUGAUCAAAUGACAAUGCAUUUGAAUGGCAAGAGACAUCUUGCAAAGGAGAAGCAACACAUCCUGAAGAUGAUGAAGGGUGGUGGAAAUGAGGAUUCAGCAACGGCAGAAGAUAACGCUGAUGAUGAAGAACUGGAGGCUGAUGAGUCUAUGGAAGUUGGAAUUGAAAACAAGGAAGAAGAAAAUGCAGGAGAUAAUGACGAUUGGGAAAACAGCGGCGAAAAAUGGGAGGAAACCCCCAAAACUGAUUGG